Messenger RNA from Chara braunii, 1592 nucleotides. The record is from the annotation of a GenBank genome assembly. Lineage: Eukaryota; Viridiplantae; Streptophyta; Charophyceae; Charales; Characeae.
GUAUGGGUAUUUUGAGUGGGUGGUCAUGCCUUUUGGCCUCACCAACACCCCGGCGACCUUUCAAGCGGCAAUGACCAACGGGUUCCGUGCAAUGUUGGACCGGUUCGUGCUGGUCUACUUAGACGACAUUCUCGUCUAUAAUCGGUCAUUCGAGGAUCAUCUUGAGCACCUUCGACGAGUGUUGGAGACGCUCCGCCGCGCCAAGUACAAAGUCAACCGCGACAAGUGCGAAUUUGUCCGGCAAGAGCUGGAAUACUUGGGCCAUUUUGUCACACCGGAGGGCAUCAGUCCGCAAUCGUACAAGAUUCAAGCCAUCCAAGAGUGGCCGGAGUCGUGGAACAUUACGGAUGUCCACCCGCUAUUGCCAACACGCGUCACUGCGAAUGCGUCCGGCUAUGGCAUUGGUGCCGUCCUCGAACAACACGAUGGCGUGGACUGGCACCCGGUCGAGUACUUCAGCAAAGAAGUGUCCAUCAUGCACUCCAUUGAUGAUGCACGCAAGAAGGAGCUCCUAGCCUUCGUCCACUCGCUCAAGCGGUGGUGGCACUUCCUCCUUGGUCGAAGUCAAUUCCGAUGGGUAACGGACAACAAUCCGUUGGUCUUCUACAAGACCCAACACACCGUCAAUAGCACCAUCGCCCAAUGGAUGGCUUUCAUCGACCAGUUCGACUUCUUUCUCGAUCACAUUCCCAGGAAGUCUAACCGUUUUGCGGAUGCUCUUUCACGACGUCCAGAUCAUUGUAUCGCAGUCUAUUCAACCUUCGAGAUCUGCGACGACCUGCGGGACAGCUUCAUCCGCGGCUACCAAGCCGACCCCGAGUUUCGAGACAAGUACGCGAAUUGUUCCUCUCCUAAUCCGGCGACUUCUCACUACCGGAUCCAAGAGGGGUACUUGCUUGUCCACACGCAAGGGAAGGACCUUCUUUGCAUACCAAGUGACUCUCACUUGCGUACACGGCUUCUUGGCGAGUUCCACGAUGCUCCAACCACCGGACACUUUGGAGUCAAUCGCACGAUUGGCCGACUUCGUGAGCGAUUUUGGUGGCCCAGCCUUUUCGACGACGUCACACACUAUUACGAGUCAUGCGAAGUGUGCCGACGCCGCAAAUCCCACAACCACCGUCCGUACGGCGAGUUGCGACCAUUACUGGUCCCCUUGCGCCAAAGGGAAGUGAUUGCCAUGGACAUUAUCGGACAGUUCCCCAAGCACAAGACCGGUGUGGAUGGGAUUCUCACGGUGGUCGACCGACUCACCAAGUUCGCCAUGUUUUUGCUUUGCCGCUAUCAAGCCAAGGCACUGGAGUUGGCCGAGCAGCCACAGGAUGACAGCAGCGCAGUACAAACCAUGAGGCAAGCAAAAGAAGGGCAACUACAGGCAUCCACUUGCGCUAACACCAAGUGCUUGGCUACCUCCAGACGCCACAAGGCACAAUCUAUGACAUCAUCAAAUAUGAUGCUGAAGAAGCUCAUGACGCUAAUAAACAACAGCCAAGGCAAUCGUAACAGAGGAGGAAGAGGAGCAGGAGGCUGCCACUGGGAGGAUAAUCAACGAGGAGGACGAGAAAGCUGAUGAGUAAAAUGCAUAAGGCAAA